Messenger RNA from Erinaceus europaeus (western European hedgehog), 8299 nucleotides. RefSeq names its product par-3 family cell polarity regulator beta (gene PARD3B). The record is from RefSeq and is a predicted model, not a curated record. Bases 682 to 3996 code for a protein of 1104 amino acids. The transcript has 22 exons. Gene Ontology annotation, biological process: cell adhesion; microtubule cytoskeleton organization; establishment of centrosome localization. NCBI's taxonomy places the organism in Eukaryota, Metazoa, Chordata, Mammalia, Eulipotyphla, Erinaceidae. Gene Ontology annotation, cellular component: apical junction complex; adherens junction; apical plasma membrane. Gene Ontology annotation, molecular function: protein binding; phosphatidylinositol binding.
CCUGGGGGUGGUGGGCGUGGCUAGAAGCACCUGCUCCCAGGCUCCCCUGGGCUGUUGCUUCAAUGUCUCAUAUUCAAGGGUGCAGCUUCCAGGUCUUCCAGCUAUUCCCUCAAGUGUGCUUUAGGAGAUCCGGUUUCAAUCCCCCAGUGACUAGUUCUCAGGUCCCAUUACAAUCCUCUAGAGCUCCUAGUGUGUGCGAGAGGGACAGAGCCAGGGAGAGACGAAGUAAGGGUUGGAGUGGGGACGAGACUCCCAGACUGUAGUUUCCCAGCCGGCUCGCCCCCCCCUCCCCCCAAGCCUGCAGUGCAGCGCGCGCGGCCCCUUUAAGAGCCGGGCCCAGGCGGGCCCCGGGACCGCGGGAGCCCAGAGCGCCGGCCGCACACUCGGACAGAGUUGGAUCCCGAGGAAAAGUUUCCCUCCCAACUCGGCCCCGAGCGCCGCCGCCGCCGCCGCCGCCGCCGCCGCCGCCCACUACAGCCCGGGGACUAGGCCGACCCCGCCGCAAGGGCCAGGCCGAGCCCGCGCCGCCCGGCGGUUUCGCUUUGCGGGCGCCUCGGCCGGAGCGGGAGCUGGAGCAGGCGGGUCCCCGCCCCCAGAGCGAGGCCGCCCCUGCAGGCUCUCCAGCCGGGGUCCCUUCCCCGCUCCCAGAGGGGCCAGGCACCUGCUCGGCCCGGGGCCAGGAUGAAAGUGACCGUGUGCUUCGGCAGGACCAGCAUCGUGGUGCCCUGCAAGGAGGGGCAGCUGCACGUCCGAGAGCUCACGCGGCAGGCGCUGCAGCGCUACCUGCGGACCCGGGACCAGGAUCCUGGCUAUUGGGUGAAGAUUCAUCACUUAGAAUACACAGAUGGAGGAAUCCUGGAUCCAGAUGACGUCUUGGCAGAUGUAGUUGAAGACAAAGAUAAGCUGAUUGCUGUGUUUGAAGAGCAAGAACCACUCCACAAGAUUGAGAGCCCCACUGGAAACCCUGCAGACCGGCAGAGUCCAGAUGCUUUUGAGACAGAAGUGGCUGCCCAACUGGCUGCAUUUAAACCAAUUGGUAGGGAGAUUGAAGUAACCCCUUCUGCUCUGAAAUUGGGCACACCACUGCUGGUGAGGAGAAGUAGUGACCCAGUAUCAAGCCCACCUACUGAUGCCCAGCCAAGCCCUUCACACCCCAGUGGCCAGAGUCUGAAACCUGUUAUUCCAGACUCCACACCGAAGUUAGAAGAUAGAGAAGUUCUGAAUGGGGCACACUCAGAACACCUGACGUUGCUGAAAACUAAGGAUGUAUUGAGUGAUAUGACAAGAACAGUGGAGAUUUCUGGAGAAGGAGGCCCUUUGGGAAUACAUGUCGUGCCCUUCUUUUCAUCUCUGAGUGGAAGGAUUCUUGGACUUUUCAUACGUGGCAUUGAAGAAAACAGCAGGUCCAAACGGGAGGGACUGUUUCAAGAAAACGAGUGCAUUGUGAAAAUCAACCAUGUGGACCUCGUAGACAAAACCUUUGCUCAGGCUCAAGAUGUCUUCCGUCAGGCAAUGAAAACUCCCAGUGUGCUCCUCCAUGUGCUUCCACCUCAGAACCGUGAACAGUAUGAAAAAUCAGUCAUUGGACCUCUUGGCAUUUUUGGUAAUAAUGAUGGUGUUUUGAAAACAAAGUCAUCACCUGCGGUUCAUGGAAAAUCAGGAGUGAAGACAAUAAAUCUUCCAGGAACAAAUAGUCCUGAAGAAGAGGCCCCAGAUUCCCUGCAACAAAGCAAAAGUCCCCGAGUGCCAAGAGUACCUAGAAAACCACCCUCUCCUUCACCGUCUCCUCUUAUGGGGUUUGGCAACAAGAAGAAUGCAAAGAAAAUUAAGAUUGACCUAAAGAAAGGCCCUGAAGGACUUGGCUUCACUGUAGUUACCAGAGAUUCUUCCAUGCAUGGUCCUGGUCCCAUAUUUGUGAAAAAUAUUUUACCAAAGGGAGCAGCGAUAAAAGAUGGCCGCCUGCAAUCAGGGGACAGAAUUUUGGAGGUAAAUGGCAGAGAUGUGACUGGACAAACCCAGGAAGAAUUGGUGGCCAUACUGAGGAGCACCAAGCAGGGAGAGACAGCGUCACUGCUCAUUGCUCGGCAAGAAGGAAGCUUUCUACCGAGAGAGCUGAAAGGAGAGCCCGACUGCUAUGCCUUUGUCCCGGAAAACAUUGAACAACUCACCUUAGAAAUCCCCUUGAAUGAUUCCGGCUCUGCUGGUCUAGGGGUCAGUUUGAAAGGAAACAAAUCUCGAGAAACUGGAACAGACUUUGGAAUUUUCAUCAAAUCCAUCAUACAUGGAGGUGCUGCUUUUAAGGAUGGUCGUCUGAGGGUAAAUGACCAGCUGAUUGCAGUUAAUGGGGAAUCUCUUUUGGGAAAGUCCAACCAUGAAGCUAUGGAAACACUUAGGCGAUCAAUGUCCAUGGAAGGGAACAUCAGAGGGAUGAUCCAGUUGGUGAUUUUGAGGAGGCUGGAGAGACCAGUGGAGGAGUCUGCAGAGUGUGGGGCAUUCUCUAAGCCCUGCUUUGAGAACUGUCAAAACUCUGUAGUGACCACCAAGAGAAAUGAUAACAGUGCAGUGCAUACAUUUGGCACUUGUAAUCCACAAGACAAACAGAAAGAGCCAUUGCUUCCACAUGACGGAUGGGCCGAAAGUGAAAUACCACCUUCUCCACCACCACAUCCCAUUCUGGAAUUGGGCCUUGAAGAUUACAGCCACAGCACGGAGAUGGAUUCAGCAGUGUGUUUUCCAGACCAGCACAUCAACUUCAGAUGUAUGACACCAGCCAGGCAGCCUGAAUCAAUGAAUCUGAAAGCCUCAAAGAGCAUGGACCUUGUGCCAGAUGAAAGCAAAGUCUAUUCUUUGGCUGGACACAGAUCAGAAUCUCCAAGCAAAGAUUUUGGUCCAACUCUGGGUUUGAAAAAGUCCAGUUCCUUGGAGAGCCUGCAGACCGCUGUAGCUGAGGUCAGGAAGAAUGAACUUCCCUUCCACAGGCCCCGGCCACACAUGGUUCGUGGUCGUGGCUGUAAUGAGAGCUUCAGAGCAGCCAUUGACAAAUCUUAUGAUGGACCAGAAGAAUUUGACGCUGACAGUCUGUCUGAUAAGAGCUCUCACUCUGGCCAAGGAGCUCUGAAUUGUGAACCUGCCACUCAGGGAAACACUGAGUUAGAGGACACAGAAAAUAAAACCAGGAAAGUCAAAAAAUUGAAAGAGAAGGAGAAGAAGAAGGAAAAAAGUAAAUUGAAAAUCAAAGAGAAAAAGCAAAAAGAAGAAAAUGAAGACUCAGAGAAGAAAACAAAGAAGAAAGGAUUUGGUGCCAUGCUGAGGUUUGGGAAGAAGAAAGAGGAUAAGAAUGGAAAGACAGAGCAGAAGGGAACUCUGAAGCAUGGUGGCCUGAAAGAAGAAGAAUUGGAAAAAAUGAAAGAAGAGCGUGAAAGUGGCCGACCUCUGAGUGGAAGCACUGAUCGAAUCCAGAAGUUGAGGAAGGAGUAUUAUCAGGCUCGGAGGGAAGGUUUCACUUUAUAUGAGGAAGAUGAAGGAAGAACAAGGCCAUCUGAAUAUGAGCUUCACUGGGUGCCUGGAAAAGGUCCAGAUGGGAACGCACACAACCUCCGAUUUGAAGGGAUGGAGAGGCAGUACGCGUCCUUACCCAGGGGAGGACGGGCGGACCAUGUAGACUACCUGGCAGCAGCACCUCGAGGGCUCUACAAGGAAAGGGAGCUUCCUUAUUACCCAGGGCCUCAUCCAGUUCAUCCUCCCAAAGGGGGCUACCCCCGCCCCCCAGAUCUGAGGGUCGCAGAUCUUCGAUAUCCUCAAUACUACCCACCCCCGCCAGCUCCCCAGUACAAAGGACCCUUCCGACAAGACGUUCCACCUUCCCCGCCUCAACACCACAGAGUACCGGCCUAUCAGGAGAUGGGCAGACCACCUCCCCGAGGAAGCAGCCCAGACCAGUAUCCCUACCGAGCCCAGGACCCUCGGCAGAAGAACCCCAUGACCGCAGCCGUAUAGCUGAAUGGCAUGGAGCUCAGCACAGUCCACAAGGAAGCUAUCUAACAUCACCUUUGCAAGACUUUAAGGCGUUCUUGCCAUUUAGAACUCUCAGAUUAGGUGUUUCUCACCGAAGUUGUACCAUUGGACUGCUAACCAGAGGGAAGAAGAAGAGAAUGAUUUUUUGAAGAGGGGAGAGGAGGUGAAGGGGGUAAAGGAAAUUAAGAAAGAAGAAAGGUAGGGCCAUAAAAAUUGUCUGAUAAUUGAAAUACUUUUAGAAUUGUCUGAUUCAGUGAGAGAGCCAUUGAAUAGGCAAACUGUGGUUAUAUUACUUAUGGUCUUCUUGACUAAGGAGCCUAUGUACACCAGCACACAUAAGACAGAAACAGAGACAGCCUCUGGCUUGGCUGGUUAUCCAUUCUCAGGCUAAGUUUCAGCUACCUUAGUGGUUGCAAAUAUAAGCAUCUUAACGGUUUCAUUUUCCCACUGAGAAAAAAACAAAACCCAAGACCAGCAAACAUGACUAGUGAUCUCCUUGAAAGUUUUUUACCCAGAGGAAGACUGAUUGUCUUUAUAGAAUUUCUCAGCUUCCCAGAACCGCACAUUUGAGGUAAGCAUUUCAUGUUUCCUUGCUUUUUUAUAUAAAAGCAAGAUGUGAAUGCAGUAUUAGUGUCUUGGGAGAAGGUACAAAGUAAGUCAGAGAUGCCAUAAAAAAUAUAUUCCGAGGACCAAAGCACUUCAGAGUGAGGGGGCUGAACACCCCCCCCCCCUUGGGCCUCACCUUCCUUCCUCAACAUACGCCAGAGCAUGGAGAUACCUGGUUUCAGAGAUGACUGAAUCUCCCUAACUCUCUUGGCUAUAAUUACUGUUAACUGGGGCCUCUCCUUUAAAACUCCCACUUGAGGACAAAAAUGUGCUUGAGGAGAAGAGGGGCCCACUGGUUAGAUUGUACAGGAAGUGAUGCUCUGGGGAUGCCAAUUUCUGACACAGUGCCAAAUAGUGCCAUCUGUACCAAGAGACAGAGUAGGUGAUGGGGGUGGCAACUAACUCAUGUGUGUGUGUGUGUGUGUGUUUGUGUGUGUGUGUGUGUGUGUGUGUACACAAGAAUGUGAUUAUUCGUAUGGAUAUUGGAACUUAAAAUGCUUUCUGCAAAGUUUGAUGAGGAAGAGUAUAAAGCAGAAAAUAAAAAAAAUGAAAUGAAAUGAAACUGAAGGCAAGAGAGAAGAAACAUGACAUGAGAUCAUCCUGUAUCUGCUAUAUUUCAUUAACAAAAGUCAGGGCAAGGGCAAGGCUGAGGUCUCCAAUUGGGAAAAGAAGGUCUCGUGGCUUUGUGAAAAGCUAAAACCCACUUCAAAAAAAAAAAAAUCCAUUAAAAUUUCUUUUGAUCUUUGUAGGCAUUUUCUACUUAUUUUCCACAGGACAUCUAAAACUUAUAACUUGACCCAAAUGAAAACACAAACAAAAGACAGCAAAACAAAAAACAGCAAAAUCUGGGAGCAGCAAUUGGAAUUGUUCAUUGGUCAAUGACCCUUGAAAUACUUUAAGCCUUUUCAUGUCUUUCUUCAAUUCUUCCCUUCUUCCCCCCAUAAAAAAAUCUUGAGUUCAAUUCAGACAUAUUUUGACUGCAAUUAUAGUAUAUCUAUCCAUCAAGAUUUAAUAAAUUAUAGUAUUAUUGAAUUAUAGAACUAUAGAAUAUUUUUCCAUCCCUGUUUGGUCUUGUUCCUUAAUUUUAAAAUGAGAGUUCAGUUACCAACAAUGGUUCAAUUGCUGGUUUUAGACCUAAAUCCUGUUAUUUACUGGACUUUAAGAGGUAUAAUUUUUCUGUACUACAAUUUACUUAUUACCCUCUUGAAAAUAGACUGUCAAGUUGUUUGCUGUCCUCUGUCAUCUCUCCUAAAUCAGCUAUUUCUAGAUUGUUUGCACUCUCUGAAAAGACGCUGAGGAUGUGGGGCUCUAUCCAUGUAAAGGUGGAGUGCAGGUGAACUGUAAGGAUUCCCUGCCAACAUGUUGAGUGUUCUCUAGCCCUCAAACUACAAAUGGUAAGGUGAAAGAAACAGAACUUGUUUUGAAGCAUGAAAAAUCAACUCUUGAGGAUGAUCCCUAGUUUAACGGGAAUUUCUGUAGACUACAGUACCUUGCUCUGCCAGAAGGCUCCUGCAUGAUUAGGGCCAAGGCCACACAGGGAUGGCCAGGAGCAAUGGUAUAAGGUAAGGAAUUCUGUGUGGAAAAAGAAUGUCCAUGUUUUCACCAUGUCCUCCCUUUGUGAAUACAAUGCUGCCACAUGCAUUGUGUAAACUGCUCCAAGCACGGUUUUGUAUUGUACACACAGUCAGUGAAACCAUUGCUAAUCCUGAGGGACAACCAGUAGUGCAAAGAUAAUAUUCUAGUGGGCAAAAAUAGACCAUGACAGUUCUCUUUUCUUGCUCAAAGUUCAGACACGCUUCAUUAGACCCUGUCCCAGAGACACUAACAUUAUGUGUGUGAUGGAAGCUCUAUCAAGUCAGACACAGUUCAGAGGUAAAAUUUAUAAUUGCCUGGGCCCCACUGCUUCAGUUGUCACCACCUCACAGGUUAAAGAACUGACAGUAUGUAGGAGAACAGGUUAUAUGGAAGACCAGUCUAUAAUCAUCUGGUGUUCAAUAGCAGGAAAUACUUUCUGGUUAGUUGUUUAUAAUCUGAGGAAAAUCUAAUCAGGUGUCCCCAGGAUGCUAAUAAGAUCAGAAUAGCACAGCAAGCUGCAAACCCACCAACACACACCUGCCAGGCAGUUGGUCAGACCACUGAGUUGUUCAGGUCUUGAAAUGAUGUUUUGGUGUCAAGUCAUUUCAUAUUUUAAGAAGCUCUGCUUUUGUCUCUUUUGGAAGGAGUACAAGGAUGAAAGAGAGCAAGCUAUUGAAAAAGUUUUAGAUGUAAGAGGAUUCAGUCCUCUGCAAAGGAAGGAACACAGUAUCUCAUCUGUCUGUUAUGUUGUUGGGCUGUGACAGUGUCAUUAUUGGUAAUAAUAAUAUAUCUUUAUUAUAAAACCAGUGGAUGAAAGGCAAAGUCAAAGCAAUAUUUUCUUAAAUCGUGACUGAGUAACAACAACAAAAAAACGGUAAUAAAAAUGACUGGCAGGCUCAUGAUUCCUGGGUAUGUUUAGGCCCCUACACAUUGGCCCCCAUGGGCCAGUCAUGAAGCCAAGAUCUCAUAAUGAAUAGCGUGGUGAGGUCCACAGGCCUCCUGUAGAGGAAAUACUAUACAUGCUGCCAAAUGGAGCUUUGACACUUUCUUGCAGCUUUAUUUUUGCCACUAGAUAAGUGAAAUUAAAAUGAUCCAUUACUCCUUCCAAAGAUGCUUGAACUCCUUGAACUGUCUUUCAAAGGAAAUACAUCUGACAGUGUUGAGAGUUGCCAUGCUAGAGAUCAGAUCUUUAAAGUAUGUUUAUUCUGCUAGCCUGCAAGCACACUCAUUCAUUUUCUUAGCUUUUACAGGGGAGUAGAGAGAUCUGGAAAGUAUGGAAGAAUAGGGAUGUGUGUCUGCACCUUUCUCAUCGGCACUCAACUUUGAAAUCCACAAUAAGUGAGCUUCAAAUUGGUGCUAAAUUGGGUAGACACCCUACUGCUUUCCAAGUCCAUGAGCAACAGAAACUACAGAUUCAGUGCAAUUACACAGGAGGGAGUUGGCCUCAGAAACAGCCCACAGUAGUAUUUCUCUGUACUCCCAGUUCUGUGUCAACUUGGGUGAAAACGAUGCCACAAUGAGCCCAGAGAGAGGAAUCUUGAAAGCAACACCUACAAAGUUACCUUGCUGAUACAUAUAUUUUAAAAAGGAGAGUAAAAGUUAUAUAUCUAAAAGAAGCCUGGAAUCUCAUCUGCAGCUGUGACUUCUAAGUGAAACUCUUUCUCCCUCUUGUCCUUAAAUAGUAAUAGAAUCAGACACAGCCCAACUUUUAAAGAUGGGUUUAACUACAAGCCCAGAGUGGAGCGUGAACUGUCCUCAAGGACUGUCUUCUGACUCAGCCCUUUCAGGGAGCGUACUAUUCGGUCUAUGCUAACUGCAGUGCUGUUUACUACUGGAACAGAAAAAACAAAACCUGCUGUUUAUACAGACACUUUUUUCUAGUGUUUUCCUGUGCUUUUAUAAUACCAAGUCUGUUCAUAAUAUCGGGAGAUACAUUAUAUGAGAACAUAUUUUGGCAUACAGGGGGUGGAGGAUGAAUUCUUUUCACACUUUUUAGGAUGAUCCCAUGAGUACCACAGAAAAUAUUUUGGAUGUUGUUAUAUAAGAAUAUAUAAUUUUUCUUGUUUUAUUUUGCAUAAAAAUAAAGCUUUAUUCAGUCAGUAAA